Molecule: messenger RNA, 1335 nt
Organism: Colletotrichum acutatum
Lineage: Eukaryota; Fungi; Ascomycota; Sordariomycetes; Glomerellales; Glomerellaceae
Exons: 3
Coding region: 448-1215 (255 amino acids)
Source: RefSeq, a predicted model, not a curated record
ACCGAUUGUUGCGAAAAAUUUUCACUGUUGCAGAAGAAAAGGGUUCGGAAAUCUUCUUCCCUCGUCCGACGCUGCUUCACUAUCGUCUCUGCCAAACCCGACGGCCGAGACAGGACGGACGUUCACAACUGCAGUGGCACUACACGCUGUUGUUCGUCAAUCAUCGCUUCUUGGGGGAAUAGAACGGCGCUACCCCUCCACCAAACCCGCCCAUUCCCCGCUUAUCUCGUCCCGCCGUCCAUCCGCCGAUACAGGCGCCAAAACACAGCCAACUGAGACUGAGGACUCGGAAACUAACUGCUGCGAGAGUCUGAGCGAUAGACUACAAGAAGAACCCCUGCCAACCUCGUCGCAUCGUUGGCUUAUUGUUUUCUUCUCUCGAUCUUCCCCUUCCUCAGAUCCCUUUCUCUCAGUCGUACAAACAAACGCCAAGAGAAAGACUUCAAAAUGCAUCACAGCCGCAGAAAGUCGGGCAACACCUCCAUGACGGAGAAGACUGUCACAGCUACCGAUCCCUCCCGCUACGGCAAGCGUCCUUCGACUCUCACCAGACGCCAAACUCCCCAGAAGUUGGGCAAGAACCCCAGAGACCGGGAUCGGGAACGGGAACAGCAAGAUUCGUGGGACGAUGAGCGGGAGAGUUUCCCUCAGUUCUGCAUGACUUGUGAAAAGCAAUUCGUACCUCAAGACGACAGGUUCCUGUACUGCUCAGAAUCAUGCCGCAAGCAUGAUCAGCAAACUGCAUCAACUGGCAGGACUAUGAGCCAACCGCACAUGGGCAAUUAUCCUUUCUACGCCGCAUGCAACCCCGAGCCCAGAGACAUUGUUCCUCGCGCGUCCCCCUCAAGGCCGAACUCGAUGCACUUCUCGCCGCCCACGACACCAGGUGCCACCUCCGGCGCACAAUACUCGUCCGCCAUCUCCGCGUUGAGGUCACUCAGCAUCCGACCCCCAAGCCCGCCGUCCCCCACGUCGUCGCACGCCAGCAUCUGGCCCUUCACCAAGAGCAGCACCAACAGCCCCAGCACUUCGUACAACCGUGGCAGCAACAGCUUUUUCCCGGCCACGUACGACGGAGGCUAUGCAGCGAAUGGGUACGCCUACAACUACAGCUCCAGCGGUAUGGACCGGCCGCUACCGACACGGAGACCCACUGGGCCGGGCUACUCAAGACCGAAAAGCAUCGAGUUAGUGACGCCCAUGGUCGGUCGCUAACACCGUCAGACGGGGGCCGUGUCGGGAGGCUGCAUCACCAUUCAACUGGUUCGGCCAACCAUUACACAACCGCACGGGGAGGACUGACACCUCGUCACCCCACGGGAAUGACGGUGUGCG